AUGUCUGGGGGAGCUAUUAUAGUGUUGCACAAGCAGAUCAAGUUUGUUGUAAAAAUGGCUGACCAGAAACCGACAGUGGAUCCCGCAGUCCCUUUUGCCAAGAGGAUAGAUCCAAACAAGGAGGAUCUUACCAGGGACGAAUUCUACUUUAUCAGACAAGUGGAGCUCGCGCAAUGGAAGAAAAAAUCGCAGCAACUCAGGGGCCGUAAUAUUGCAACAGGACUUGCUAUCGGAGCCAUUGUAAUGGGUAUUUGUAUCCUUGCCAAACUCAGUCACGAAAGGUGAACCGCGUAACAUAUGAGCUAAUUUGCCCUAAACGGCAUGAUAUAGCGAGCCAUUGUAAUGUUGCCAUAACUAUUAGCAGUUAAAGUCAACCAGACAUUAUUCAUUUAUGUCCUUGAAGCUGCAAGUCAUUGUAGAAAGGUUAUGAAAUUCAUGUUGUAGUGGUGAAGAACAGCAUGACAUGUGUUUGCAUAACAGCCAUGUACUGUAGCAAGCGAGUUAGUUAAUUGAAUAACUAGGUAACGUUAGCUAGUAGCCAAACAAGGAUCUAACUAGAGUUAACUAAGUAGCUCUCUCAGCAUGUCACUUUAUUGCAAGUUACUACAGUGAACGCUGGUGAUGAGUGUAAUACAUGUCUGCCAUAAAUGUAUGUUGAUGUUGAAAACGUUAAUCCUUGUGCUUAUGUAGUAAAGCUCGACUAUAGCUUCUUACCCAGCACAUUCCUCUGUCAGCACAUUUGCCUUGACUUUGCUCCUCCUAGAUGGCUACACGUUUUACUCAGUGAAACAGGAGAAGAUCAUGGAUGAGCUGGAUGAGGAGGCCAAGGUCGCGAGGAUGAGGGGUGUAAAGACAGGCGCCAACUGACGUGGCGAUCAGAUGGACUGAGCUCAGAUCGACUGUGUGGUGUGCCACCGAUCCUAUCGCCUGUAGGCCUACAUGCACUGGAAGGGACUAAUGCUGACAAAUGCUGGUACUACAUAUUAUUCCACUGCUAGCCAAUGUCAAGGCAGCAUCGGACCCUGUUUUGCCCUGGAUAUGUAGACAUUUACGUGGUUGUGUUGCUGACUUAAGUGUCUUCAUUGUGAUUAAACAUGCUUGUCAAUAUAAUUAAUUAUCUACUGCCCCCUAUUACCCCUUCCCAUUUCAGGAUCCUGAGUCUUGUUAAAUUAGCACCAAGAGGACUGAAACAGGAGGGACUUGUCCAUUUUAAAUGGUUUCUGUUAAGUGCCCCAAUGAACAUUACCCUAUUCUCCUUCCUUUUCUUCCCAGCGAUUAGGCACUUAUUUCUAUUCCCUUCAAAUCAGCAUCAAAUGAUUUCUCCCAAAACUCUAUAAAACUAAUUCAACUAAAUGUCUAUCAAUAAUGUUAAUUCUACAGUGGCCUUGAAAUAGGUGGGAUUAGAAUUGGAACCACUGAACUGAGACAAAGAAACACAUAUUUAUAUUGAAAUAUAUUUAUGUUGAUAAAGGAUUGAGUUGUAAAAAUUGUAUUAUGUAUUUGUUUUUUCACAACACAAUAAAUUACAUCUUAUUGCAAGGUCAGUGUAAUGUUUCAUGCACUGAUAUUGCCACAAUAGUACUGAAGUGGAGAGGAACACUAUCAUUAUUUCAAUUGUAUUUAUGUCAAAAUAUGAUUUAUGUUGUAGCCACAGAGUAAAAAUAUAAAAUAAGACAUUGCAAGGGAAAGGCACAGAUUGAGCAUGGCAGGACAGCAGCUUUGCACAUCAAAGCAAUACAAUCAACCAAGAAUCAUAAAUACAUUCAAAAAUGUGGAUUGUGAUCACAUUUUCUUUCUUUAAAUAUAAAUCUUAUAAGUAUCAUAUGCAAUAGAAUUCAGUGUGUGUAUUUAAGGCAAUGGCUUAAUCCAUUUGUUAGGGUAGUUGUACUCUCCCCUACUUGAGCAUAUAAAUAUGCUACUUAAUUUACCAAAAAGUGUGAAAUGAGUUACUACUAAAGUAGAAUUUACUAAAGUGCAUAGGGUGCCUGGUUUAUUACGCAUUGCAGCAAGGUUUAUCAUUGUCAAUGUGUUUGUGCAAGAAAAGUAGCUUGCCAAAAUGUCUUUGAUUAAUUUGUAAACAUAAUUUACAAAUGCAUUAUUUCAUAUUUACACAUUUCCAAUCAUGGUGAGAACCAGUAGUCUAGACCUAUGUCUGUAUGUUUGAUUCUUUUUGGAGAAAAUAUAAUCUCAGCUAAAAAGUCAGGAGUUGCAUCAACCAUGAAUAGCCAAGUUGUUUUAAAUCGAUGUGGCUGAUUUGGCAGUACCUCCACUUGAUUUGUUUUUUAAAAGGAGUAGUUUGAGUCUUAGGUAAUCCUCAUUUAUAGAGCUGUAUUGUGCCUAGCUUCCUAUACUGUCUAACCUUUUUAUAUUCCAUAUGAACACAUAUCAUAAUGUGAUAUUCAGAAAAUUAUUUAAGGUACUGCCUAACGUUAGAAAACAAUGUUCACAUCUUUCUACACGUUGACAACAGUCGUCCUUCAUAAUGCUGUUGAAUUAAUCAGAAAUAUUGCAUCACUAUUGUACAUUGGAAAACAGGCAGAACCACAACAACAUAUCUGGACUUCUGUAGUCAGACUCUAGAGGGCAGUAGCGCGCUACAGUCAGCAUCAACAGAUUGCAAACAGACAGUCAAACAUUUUAUAUUUUAGUCAAUUAGCAGACACUCUUAUCCAGAG
This is a messenger RNA of Coregonus sp. 'balchen', 2675 nucleotides long. The record is from the annotation of a GenBank genome assembly. Lineage: Eukaryota; Metazoa; Chordata; Actinopteri; Salmoniformes; Salmonidae.